CUCCAAACACAGUCAUGUGUGCUCUGGGCAGAUCUUUGACCUGAAACUCCCCGCCCCGCCCCUUCCCACAGGUGCCCCUCAUCACCCACACAGCCAGUCCUCCCCUGCCACACAUCCAUGCCGGGCUCUCUCACGAGAACACAGGCGCUGCACCCCACUCUGGACACGCUCAGCCUGGUAAACCAAAGCCAGAAAGAUGCAGGUACCAGGGGUUCUGCCCCUGUCACAGAAGGGGACAAGGAUCCCUGGGCCAUCUCUGAGCAGAAGGACACAGACCAGCCCUGGAAAGAGCUCAAUAGGGCUGGCAAGGUACGUCGUGUGACCAUCGGCAUCCUCAAGGCCUGUGGACUCCUGGGGAACCUGUACCUCUUCAUUUGCUCCCUGGACGUACUCAGUUCUGCCUUCCAGCUGCUGGGCAGUAAACUGGCCGGGGACAUCUUUCAGGACAAUGUAGUGCUGUCUAACCCAGUGGCUGGACUGGUCAUUGGUGUGCUGGUCACGGUGCUGGUGCAAAGCUCCAGUACCUCCUCUUCCAUCGUGGUCAGCAUGGUGGCCUCUGAGCUGUUGACCGUCCAGGCUUCCGUGCCUAUCAUCAUGGGCGUCAAUGUGGGCACCUCGAUCACUAGCACCCUAGUGUCCAUGGCGCAGUCGGGGGACAGAGAUGAGUUUAGGAGGGCAUUUGGCGGGUCGGCGGUGCACGGCAUCUUCAAUUGGCUCACGGUACUGGUUCUGCUGCCACUGGAGACGGCAGUUGCAGCGCUGGAGAGGCUCAGCGGUCUGAUCCUGGGUGCAGUUAACCUGCAGCCUGGGACACGCACCCCGGAUAUCCUCAAGGUCCUGACACAGCCGCUUACUCACCUCAUAGUGGAGCUGGACCCUGACGCCAUCACAGGGAGUGCCACGGGCAAUGCAACGAACAGCAGCAUUAUCAAGCGAUGGUGUGGGACCAGGGAGGAGCUGAUCCCUGGGAAUGGCAGCAACUGCGGAGAUCUCUGCCCGGAGGGGAACAGUUCCACGGUGCUGCUGCCCUGUCACCACCUGUUCACCUACACGGAGCUCAGCGACCUGGCCGUGGGCCUCAUCCUGCUGGCCGGCUCCCUGCUCGUGCUUUGCUCCUGCUUGGUGCUCAUCGUCAAGCUGCUCAACUCCGUGCUGCGGGGCAGUGUGGCCCAGGCCGUGAGGACCAUCAUCAACGCAGACUUCCCCUUCCCAUUCAGCUGGCUCAGCGGCUACCUGGCCAUCCUCGUGGGGGCGGGUAUGACCUUCGUCCUCCAGAGCAGCAGUGUCUUCACAGCUGCCAUUGUGCCCCUCAUGGGGGUUGGGGUGAUCAGCAUGGAGAGGGCCUACCCCCUCUUCCUUGGCUCAAACAUUGGCACCACCACCACGGCCGUGCUGGCGGCCCUGGCCAGCCCUGCAGACAUGUUGCUUUCUGCUGUUCAGGUGGCGAUCAUUCACUUCUUCUUCAACCUGGCGGGCAUCCUGCUGUGGUACGUGGUGCCUGUCCUGCGGCUGCCCAUCCCGCUGGCCAAGCGCUUUGGAAACGUGACAGCACGCUACCGCUGGGUGGCCAUCGUAUACCUGCUGCUCAGCUUCCUGCUGCUGCCCCUGGCCGCCUUCGGGCUGUCCCUGGCGGGGGGCGUGGUGUUGGCAGGCGUAGGGGGGCCCCUGCUGGGGCUGCUGUUUCUCGUGGUCCUGGUAAAUCUGCUGCAGCGGCACAAGCCCGCUUGGCUGCCCCGCUGCCUGCGCUCCUGGUCUUGGCUGCCCCGCUGGCUGCGCUCCUUGGAACCCUGGGACCACGUGGUGACUCGCUGCUGCCCCUGCGGUAUCUGCAAGGCCCCCGAGCCCUCCGCCAAGGAGGCCUACUGCUACGACAACCCCGAGGUGGUGGCCUCCCAGCAUUUGUGA
Molecule: messenger RNA, 1905 nt
Organism: Suncus etruscus (white-toothed pygmy shrew)
Lineage: Eukaryota; Metazoa; Chordata; Mammalia; Eulipotyphla; Soricidae
Gene: SLC34A3
Product: solute carrier family 34 member 3
Exons: 13
Coding region: 118-1905 (595 amino acids)
Biological process (GO): sodium-dependent phosphate transport; intracellular phosphate ion homeostasis
Cellular component (GO): vesicle; brush border; apical plasma membrane
Molecular function (GO): sodium:phosphate symporter activity
Source: RefSeq, a predicted model, not a curated record